Molecule: messenger RNA, 1469 nt
Organism: Clarias gariepinus (North African catfish)
Lineage: Eukaryota; Metazoa; Chordata; Actinopteri; Siluriformes; Clariidae
Product: zona pellucida sperm-binding protein 3-like
Exons: 7
Coding region: 39-1424 (461 amino acids)
Biological process (GO): egg coat formation; binding of sperm to zona pellucida; positive regulation of acrosome reaction
Cellular component (GO): extracellular matrix
Molecular function (GO): acrosin binding
Source: RefSeq, a predicted model, not a curated record
UGGUGUGCUAGGUCUGGUAUGCUUGCCUGUUGACUACAAUGGGGUUCAACUACGUGGGAGUUAGUGUGGUGCUGCUAGUUGCAGUUGGAUUAUCAACAGCACAAGUGCUGACACUGGGGCAUUUUCAAGUUCCUGGAGGAUUUCAACCUAAUGCACCAGGGCAGGCUUCACCUCAAGUGAGUGUUGGUUUACCUUCUCAAUUAAUGCAGAGUGUUUCCCAAAUUGGAAGCCCUGUAGGAGCCCCACUUGGACUGCAGCUUCAAACUCCUCUGGGCUCUCAACAACAGCAAGUCUUGCAGCAUAUAGUGAAGAACCUGACUUGGCGUUAUCCAACACCCCCAAAGAUCCCCACUCCACCAACCUAUGUGAACCCUCCAGGACAGGGCGAUUCUAUUCCUACCCAGGGUGUAACGGCAAGAUGCAAUGAGACUGCAGUGCAUGUAGAAGUAAGCACAAGUGUGUUUGGAAGCAGUACAACCCUCAAUGUUGCUGCGCUCACACUGGGAGGCUGUGCUGCCACAGGGAUGGAUGCUUCUUCUCGGUUCCUUAUCUAUGAAGCACCGUUGUAUGGCUGCAACAGUGCUUUGACUGUAAGCCUCCCACUGCCGCAUACCUUUAUUUUUCCUUUUAAGCUUGUUAGACACUUGGAUUUAACUUGUAUUUUUCCCUUUCAGGUGACUGCAGAUGAGCUGGUCUAUAUCUUCACUCUUGGUGUUGCUUCAGCCCCAAUAAGUGGUACUCCCAUUCUGAGGAAUGCUGGAAUUGGUGUCUUCAUUGAGUGUCACUAUCCAAGAUUCCACAAUGUGAGUAGCAAUGCUCUCCUGCCUGCUUGGAUCCCAUUUGCUUCUGCCCAAGCUGCUGAGGAGCUUCUUGUUUUCUCCUUGAGGCUCAUGAUGGAUGACUGGAUCACUGAAAGGACAUCCAACCAGUACUACCUGGGUCAGCUUAUAAACAUUAAGGCAUCAGUUAUGCAGUUCAACCACGUGCCCCUGCGUGUCCUUAUAGAUGGCUGCGUGGCAACUGCAGUCCCUGACCUCAGUGCAGUCCCCCGAUAUUCCUUCAUUGAAAACCAUGGGUGCCUGAUUGAUACGAAGAUUACACACUCUGGUUCCCGGUUCAUGCCUCAAACUCAAGCAAAUGAGCUAGGGUUUCAGCUGGAAGCCUUCACAUUUCAACAAUCGAACAGUAGCUUGGUCUACAUUGCAUGUGUCUUGAGGGCAACAGCUGCAUCUGCCCCUGCUGAUGCUGAGCACAAGGCUUGUUCUUUCUUUAACAAUGGAUGGACUGCUGCAUAUGGUCCUAACCAGGUAUGCAGUUGUUGUGACAGCAGCUGUGGCAUGAGAAAGGGACGUGACCUGUCCUCAGAGCAAGGCCUCCAGGUGGAGAAGGAAGUUCACCUUGGUCCAGUUAUGAUUCUGAAGUAAUUGUUAGUCUAAUGACUUGUUUGCUUAAAUAAAAUUUUAGAACUC